AUGUGCCACCCUGACGGCCAUGAGCGUGGAUCGUUGGUAUGUGACUGUAUUCCCGCUGCGCGCCCUGCACCGCCGCACUCCGCGACUGGCCCUGGCUGUCAGUCUUAGCAUCUGGGCUCUGCAGCCGUGUCCGCCCCGGUGCUGGCCCUGCACCGCCUGUCGCCCGGGCCUCGCACCUACUGCAGCGAGGCGUUUCCCAGCCGUGCCCUGGAGCGCGCCUUCGCGCUCUACAACCUGCUGGCUCUGUACCUGCUGCCGCUGCUCGCCACCUGCGCCUGCUACGGUGCCAUGCUGCGUCACCUGGGCCGCGCCGCUGUGCGCCCCGCUCCCACUGACGGCGCCCUGCAGGGACAGCUGCUGGCACAGCGCGCUGGAGCAGUGCGCACCAAGGUCUCCCGGCUGGUGGCCGCCGUGGUCCUGCUCUUCGCUGCCUGCUGGGGCCCGAUUCAGCUGUUCCUGGUGCUCCAAGCCCUGGGCCCCGCGGGGGCGUGGCACCCUCGCAGCUACGCCGCCUACGCGCUCAAGAUCUGGGCUCACUGCAUGUCCUACAGCAACUCGGCGCUCAAUCCGCUGCUCUACGCCUUCUUGGGCUCACACUUCAGACAGGCCUUCUGCCGAGUGUGCCCCUGUGGCCAGCGACGCCAGCGCCGGUCCCGCGGGUCUGCACUCUCAGACCGAGCCGCAACCCACACCGCGCCGCACAGUCUGGCCGCGCACCCCGCCGAUGGCGUCAGGACGCCCGAGCCUGGAAACCCUUCAAUGCGCUCCCUGUGCGGUUUGCAAGAACAAACUGUUCCACUCUGAGCCAACCCCUGCCGGAUAAACGAGCCCGUAUUCCGUUGUUAAAAGCUUAGUUUGUGUCCGGGGUAACCCGUGUAAACCUCCUUCUCUUCCUUCUUCGGUUGGGCAUCUGUGGGCCAUGGUUUUGGCUGUGGUUGUGAUAAUUCUCUGUACUCUGCAGAGUUUGGAGAUUAAUGUCCCCACUUUCUGCAUCUACUUCAAGACUUUGUGCUUAUUAGGCAAAUGCUGGACCACUAAGCUAAAUUUCUCCCCAUCUCUUGUCUUUUUUGAAACAGGAUCUCAAAUAGCCCAGGCUGGCCUCCAACCUCUGUAGCUGAGGCUGACCCUGAUCUCCAGCCACGACCUUGAGACCGGGUCAGGUGGUGGCACACGCUUUUAAUCCCAGCACUCUGGAGUCA
Alexandromys fortis (reed vole) is the source of this 1199-nucleotide messenger RNA. It is a transcript of the gene Kiss1r, whose product is annotated as KISS1 receptor. Lineage: Eukaryota; Metazoa; Chordata; Mammalia; Rodentia; Cricetidae. Gene Ontology annotation, cellular component: plasma membrane. The record is from RefSeq and is a predicted model, not a curated record. The transcript has 3 exons. Gene Ontology annotation, molecular function: G protein-coupled peptide receptor activity. Gene Ontology annotation, biological process: neuropeptide signaling pathway.